Molecule: messenger RNA, 1641 nt
Organism: Exophiala oligosperma
Lineage: Eukaryota; Fungi; Ascomycota; Eurotiomycetes; Chaetothyriales; Herpotrichiellaceae
Exons: 4
Coding region: 1-1641 (546 amino acids)
Biological process (GO): carbohydrate transport; transmembrane transport
Cellular component (GO): membrane
Molecular function (GO): carbohydrate:proton symporter activity
Source: RefSeq, a predicted model, not a curated record
AUGCCCGCAGUGAUGCACGUUACCCAGCAUGCACAGCCCGGACCCCGUGAACGGCUCGUGCCAUACUAUCUCUUGGCUGUCAUGGUCAUUGCCUGCGGCGGUAUUCCAAAAGGCUACGACGAAGGUGGUUACAGUUCCUCGGUCUCGCUUGAGUCCUUCAAAGAAGAUUUCAACCUCGUCAAAAGCCAUUGGAAAGGCAAUGCCACGGGGCUGGCCAAUCGAACGGCCAACAUAACUUCAUUUGGAGUCCUGGGAGCUGCAAGCGGCUGUGUGAUUGCCCUACUGUUGGAUUCUUUCCAUUGGGGCCGUCUGGCAUCCUGGAGAGCCUACGCUGCUGUGUGGGCCAGCGGCUUGUUCAUACAGAUUUUCUCCUCGGGCAUCUAUGGACUGCUGUUGUUUGGUCGUAUCUGGGGUGGCUUGGGUGCCGGAGCACUUACCGUGGUGACACCGAUAUACCUUAGCGAAGUGACGCCUGCACGCUCUCGCGGAUGGAUCGUCAGCCUUUACAUGGUGUUCUUACUGUCCUUCCUCAGCCUCGGCUUCUUCAUAUCAUACGCCGCCAGCAAAAGCAUGCCUGCCACAAGGGAACAGUAUCGUCUUGUCCAAUCCAUACCGUUGAUUCCUAUGGGUGUGGCCUUUAUUUGCUCCUUCUGGCUCUACGAGACUCCACGUUGGCUCGUUACCAGAAACCGUACACCAGAAGCUCGGGAAGUUCUCGCCCGGCUUACUGGACUCUCCAUCGACGAUCCUGCGCUCGUGGCCAAUUUCGAUUCCCUUCAUCAACAAAUCCUGGCGAAUGAGAUAGAUCGCCAGGAGCGGUCGACGAAGGAUUUGUUCAGAGAAAUAUUGUCACGGAGGUAUCGUGGCCGCUUCUUGCUCGCCCUAGCAAUGCAAGCUUUCGGCCAAUGGUCCGGUGGCAACGGAAUCACGUAUUAUAUACCCACGAUCUUCCAGUAUGCUGGCAUCACGGGUGAUUCGGUUGCACUUGUUGCCUCUGGAGCCUAUGGGAUCGUUAAGCUCUUGGCGUCCACCCUCACGGCAUUCUUCCUUGUCGACCGCAUGGGACGAAGGCCGUUGUUCAUUGCCGGCCUUGCUCUGCAAACGGUGACACAUGUAUACAUGGCCGUGUACAUGGGGGAACAACCGGGAAGCGGACAAAACCAUGCCGCCUCAAAUGCUGCCAUUGCUUCGGUUUUUAUAUACGCGUUUGGGUGGUCCAUCGGACUCUGCAUCCUCCAGUCCAUCUACGCCACGGAAAUAUUCCCUACGCGGCUCCGAGGGAUCUGCUACGCCAUCACUAUGGCCUUGCACUGGUUCUUUCAAUUUGCUGUGGUCCGCGUCACCCCCAAUAUGCUCGUCAGCUUGCAUGUGUGGGGAGCUUAUGUCUUCUGGGCGGCUGUUUGUGGAACUGGCCUAGUGGUACUUGGUCUCUGGGCGCCCGAGACGAAGAGAGUACCAUUGGAAAGCAUGGAUGAAUUGUUUCAGGGACCGUGGUACAAGACCUGGAAGGCAAAGGCCACGCGUGAAGCUGCGGAUGGUUCAUUAGAGAUCGAGAAUGUGCACGAGAUCACCGAGAAAGUCAAGCAAGGUGCUCAAAUGCAGCAUGUUGAAGGAAGUGAUGUGGAUCUGGAAAAGAGAUGA